AAUAAAGCCUUUACUCAUCAAUAGUUAUCAUUCUCCCUGACUAACCACAUAUAAAAGGGCCUCUUUCAGGACACUGCCUACAUUAAAACAUUUAAAAUUAAACAUUCCACUAAGGCUAGAUAUUUUGGGAAGUCUUGUGUUGUCUGAUACUCUCAUAAAGACAAGUUGCUGGCUCACAGGCAAUCACAGACAUUUUAAAGCAGAUGUUAUAUGGUCAGAUAAAUAAACAGGUAUUUAUAGAAGUUCAACGGUUCAUUUGCAUCACUUGUGAAUUUGGAUUUUGCAGCUUUAGCUCCCUUUUGAUAUUAAAACAGUAUGCAAUUUGACCUCCAGGUCACGGUGCUACAUGGCAAAAAUGAUGAAAUCCUUCCAAGCACUUCCAAGAAAAAAAACAUUAUAUGAUAGAAAAGUGGUUCCCAAAGUAGGGGUCGGGACCCUUCCGGGGGUCACGAGACAGCGAAGGGGGUCGCGAGAUGAUUUCCAGAAAUCAAGGAACAUUUUAAAACAAUUAGAAAUAGCAUAUUUUAGCCAUGCAGCGGUCGCGAGUCACUGGCACCAUUAUUUUAGGGGUCGUGGACUGAAAUGUUUGGAAACCCGUGAUGGAACACUAUAACUGACAAUAAUGUAUAGGCUUCAUAACGCCUAUCUUGCAAACCAUAAAUAAGAUUGUAAGGGACGUGAACAAUGCCACCAUGGGUAGAACUAUAUGGGUAGAGCAUUUCCGGAACAUUUCCCAAGGGUUUCUGGGAAUAUUUCAUGAUACAUGCUUCUUCUGUCAUUCAUUGCAGGAGUCAUAAAGCAAAAUGUUUACAGUUGUAAUUGGGUGUAAUACAACAUUUAUUUUAACCUACAGUAACCUUUAUGAGGUACAAUAGGUUAAAAAGAAAGGAAAAUAAAAAGGUUUUGUCCCUAUGAACAUGUUGUGAAAGCUAAUGAGGCCUGCAGAGAGUUGUUUAGAAACACAGACUGUUAUCUGCUAACUGGAAUAUCAAUUUCUGAUUUUUGGAGUUACCCACUACUUUCCACUUUUAUGUUCUAGCAAUCCUGUUCCUGAAAUAUACCAUUGUCAAUCAAACUCGAGCUGGGGUAAAGCAUGACAGUUCAGGUAAGAUUUGGAGGCUCUGUUUCUCAUAUCUGAAUUGAUUUAAUAUAUAGUGCAGCCCUAAGGUAGGCCUAGUUGGAAACAACAGAUAAAGUUAAUUUGAGAGCCUGGGAUAACAGACCCAUUUCAUAGUGUGGAUUCAGUGGAAUUACAAUUCACUGCAUGCUAUUUGCAUUCUUAAAUCGAAUCAUCCGUUAUUUACAACAGCACAUUAAUCUACUUGAAGACAAUGAAGCAGACCCCCUUGGAUUUAGCCCAAAGUGCACAUGCAUUCUGAAGCUUGAUUUGAUGAGGUGAAGAUAUCUGACAAAUGUCAAAUAGUGGCUAGUUCUAACUCACUAGCUAGUGCGUGACCAUGGAGGGAGAACUCAAAUGUAAACAAAUUCCAAUGCGGGUACCACUAAAGACUAAGACAAAGGGCAUUCAGGAUUGACAGCGAGUACAUUGCAGUGCCUCAUUGCCAUGGGGGUUGUGCAGAGGUGGACUCGAUGACAGAGGCUGUGGCAGGGGAACGUUUCCUUUUAGGCUGUAUCUCCUGCAAGAGGAGAGAAGAGGUCCCUGCUCACACUACUGUGGAUUGGCACUUCAGACCUAAAGGAGAGGAGGAAUUUAUUCAUGUAUUUCAUUAUGACUACCCUAAACCCACCAUCCUCUAUGAAGACUUUGAAGGCCGUCUGGAGUGGCAUGGGACAGAGGGGACUCAGGAUGUUCAAGUAGGAGCCAUCUUUCUUCAUAAUGUAACCUUUAACGACACUGGAACAUUCCUCUGCACCGUCCAACGCACACUCUUUCUCCCAUUGGACAAUGAGUAUGUCACUGUGCAGAAGGAGGUGGAGCUAAGCGUGGUGGCUGUUGCCAAUCCGGAGCUGACUGCAGUGAUAUCAGAAAUCAUGAUGUAUGUACUGAUUGUGGUGCUGCAGCUUUGGAUGAUCGUGGUGCUGAUCUAUUGUUAUAAAAAGAUAUCUGCUGAGCAUGAAGCCCGGGAAGCCCGCAAAGCCCUUAAGGCCCAAAACCGACCAUUAGAAUCAAAAGACAAGUGUGAUGGGGUGCAUCUGGAGUAAUUUACACAAUGAUCUAAAGACAUGAAGAUAUAUUAUGCUGUAAGAGAACAUACAGUAUUACCAUGUUAACCACUCUCUUAAGUAACCAUAACUAUUUUUCAAAAAUGUGAUUUUUCAGUUGUGUGAAAUGCACAAUAAAAGUGAAGUGAAGUGACAAAUUGAUUUUCUGUCUAGUGUC
Molecule: messenger RNA, 2341 nt
Organism: Hypomesus transpacificus
Lineage: Eukaryota; Metazoa; Chordata; Actinopteri; Osmeriformes; Osmeridae
Exons: 6
Coding region: 1591-2163 (190 amino acids)
Biological process (GO): regulation of heart rate by cardiac conduction; cardiac muscle cell action potential involved in contraction; sodium ion transport
Cellular component (GO): voltage-gated sodium channel complex
Molecular function (GO): sodium channel regulator activity
Source: RefSeq, a predicted model, not a curated record